CGCAGGGCCUAUACCGGCGCCAGACGCACGAGCAGCACAGGUAGAGCAGAGCACAAGGUUCCACGCUGCGUAGACUAUAGGGCACAGGUACGUGUGUGCUCACACACCCGUUGGAUAGCCCUGGCCCUCAGCAGUCAUGAAUCGAGAAGAGCACUACUAUUCCCCGGCGCAGCUGUUCAAAGACUCCUGCGCCUACCAGAGACCCCACAGCGAGGACUUCAGCCACAGCCCUCCGCCCUGCCUCUACAUGGGCCGGCAGGCUCAGUCCGUCUGCUCAUCGCCUUCCAUCGGAGGGCUAGACCAGACGAGUCUCCCUGACAUUGCUCCGUACAGUAUGCCCAUGCGAGAGGACCCAGGUGUGCCGCAGCUCCACCACCCCCAGGCGCCCCAGCAGACUCUCCAACCGGGGGGUUACGGAGACCCGGGGGAGCAGGCUCUGUGUGCGGAUAGGAACAGAUACCACCUGCCUUUCCCCUGGAUGAAAAGCACCAAGUCUCACGUGCAAACCUGGAAGGGACAGUGGGCAGGCCACUACAUGGAGGCAGAGGAGAACAAGCGGACAAGGACUGCCUACACGCGAGCCCAGCUCCUGGAGCUGGAGAAGGAGUUCCUGUUCAACAAGUACAUUAGCAGGCCGCGACGUGUAGAGCUGGCCAUCACCCUCAGCCUCACAGAGAGACACAUCAAGAUCUGGUUCCAGAACCGACGGAUGAAGUGGAAGAAGGAGGAGGACAAGAAGAGGGUGAGGGGGGUCAACCCCGAGCAGGACUCGUCCAUUACGUCAGGAGACCUGAAGGAUGAGGCAGGGUUGGGGGGCGGGGGGGCUGGGCUGGGGGUCGGGGGGACAGGGAUGGGGGUCGGGGGGGCAGGGACUCCCACACCGGUACCUCUCAUCACCACCACACCCCCCUCGCCCCUACACUCCCACUCCCUGUCAGGUUCUAGAGACUCAGCCUAG
Coregonus clupeaformis (lake whitefish) is the source of this 958-nucleotide messenger RNA. RefSeq names its product pancreatic and duodenal homeobox 1 (gene pdx1). The record is from RefSeq and is a predicted model, not a curated record. Gene Ontology annotation, biological process: regulation of transcription by RNA polymerase II; type B pancreatic cell differentiation. Gene Ontology annotation, cellular component: nucleus. Gene Ontology annotation, molecular function: RNA polymerase II cis-regulatory region sequence-specific DNA binding; DNA-binding transcription factor activity, RNA polymerase II-specific. Bases 137 to 958 code for a protein of 273 amino acids. NCBI's taxonomy places the organism in Eukaryota, Metazoa, Chordata, Actinopteri, Salmoniformes, Salmonidae. The transcript is spliced from 2 exons.